Molecule: messenger RNA, 735 nt
Organism: Lucilia cuprina (Australian sheep blowfly)
Lineage: Eukaryota; Metazoa; Arthropoda; Insecta; Diptera; Calliphoridae
Gene: Archease
Product: protein archease-like
Exons: 3
Coding region: 152-622 (156 amino acids)
Biological process (GO): tRNA splicing, via endonucleolytic cleavage and ligation
Cellular component (GO): tRNA-splicing ligase complex
Source: RefSeq, a predicted model, not a curated record
UGAAAUUGUAAACAAAACCGGUGACACAUUGAACUACGUACACACACGUUUACAGAAAUUAAUCAUCAAAUAAAAGUUAAUUUUAUUUAACUAAAUAAAAAUUUUAAUUAUUUAACUACAGUUUAUUGGAUAUAAAACAAAUACAAACAUAAUGGAGGUAGAAUUCAGUAAAGAAGAUUUUAUUUUACCAGAAAUUAAAUAUGAAUAUUUGGAUCAUACAGCCGAUGUACAACUUCAUGCCUGGGGUGAAUCACUUAAAGAGGCUUUCGAACAAUGCGGCAUGGCCAUGUUUGGCUAUAUGACUGAAUUGGAUUAUGUGACCGUGCAGUCCUGCUAUCAAAUCGAAGCUAAAGGUGAUGAUGUUGAUGGUUUACUUUUCCAUUUUCUCGAUGAACUGUUAUUCCUUUUCUCCUGUGAACCCUUUUUGAUUUGCAAACGCUUAGAAAUCACUAAAUUUGAUUUAGAAACAUUUGAGAUUGAAUGCCGUUGUUAUGGUGAACCCUUUGAUUUGGAUAAACAUCCUCAGGGUACUGAAGUAAAGGCUAUUACUUACUCUGCUAUGCAAAUUAUACAAGAACCCGAAAAAAAUAACUACGAAUUAUUCGUAAUUAUUGAUAUUUAGGUUAAGUUUUCAUUACUUUUUUAUUUUAAGUAAAAUACUUGUGACUUUUUUAGAUUAAAUUAAGUACAUUUAUAUUUUAAACUAAAAUGUACCUAUACUGUUUUUAAAUUUUA